Messenger RNA from Dicrocoelium dendriticum, 459 nucleotides. The record is from the annotation of a GenBank genome assembly. NCBI's taxonomy places the organism in Eukaryota, Metazoa, Platyhelminthes, Trematoda, Plagiorchiida, Dicrocoeliidae.
AUGUACUUGUACGACCAUGGUGCAAUAAACGCUCAUGCCCAACAUUCUGAUCCUGCAGCUAUCGAAGUUCGUUUGAUCACAACUGAUAAGCAAAGCGAAGGCAAAUCUCCUUGCGGCUUGCUUGCUGGACUUGUUCCUGAAUUAUGGCAAGAAGAUGUAAUAUUGCAAUUUAACGGAUCAGUUUCCAACGAUAGCUGUGCACUGGUAAAGAAAAGGAUGGGAGAUGACUUCUUAAUAAUGUAUAAAUCGUGUUCACUGGAAAUGAGAAACAGUUCCAAAGCACCUGAACAAAAUGUCGUAUUAUACCGUCUUGCAGCAACGGAACCAUUUCACACAGUCGACCAACCAUUUUAUCUUAAUUAUCACAGUCUUUUGGUGGAUAGUCUUAACUGGGCUCACUCCAGUUGCCUUUAUAAUGGUUAUAUUGACAAGCAACCGAGUGAGUUACUUUGCUCUUGA